AUGGUCUCAAGUGCCUUAUCAUUGUGCGCGGCACUGCUUUUAGCUGCUUUUUCUGCUGUAUCGAAGGCACAAACAUCUUAUUACAUUUCUAUUUAUACUGAAACAAUUCCUAGUUAUUCGCAACCGCAAGUAUCUUAUAUUACUAGUUAUCUUGGACCGACUACUCACGGUGGUAAGGGUCCUAUUGCCACAGUGGACGGAUGGCCUGUGAAUAAUCCGUAUAAUGCAUCUAAGGAUGCUCGUUGUAUGUUGACUCCAGAACAAAAGGCGGCUGUUUUGGACCUAAUGAAUAAGUACAGAUCUAUGUUUGUCGACACUCCUAAUUUAACCUGGUCUGAUACUUUAGCCCAACGGGCUGCGUGGUGGGCUUGCGAAUUUAAUGUCAAGACGCCUGUUUUUCAAGACGCUCCCGAUUACGGCUACUUUAUUGGUUCAAACUUUUACGUGGGACCUGGUCCUCUGACCAGCGGUGUAGACGCCUGGUUUGAUGAAAUUAAUGAUUAUAAUUACAGCGAUCCUUACCUUUUGCCUUACUUACAUAAUGGACAUUUUACACAGCUUGUUUGGAAAUCCACCACGGAGGUUGGUUGUGGUGCGCAAGAAUAUUGGCCCGGUGUUGAUGGUUUGCCUGGUCGAUAUUUUUUUGAGUGUGAGUUCAUACCUCUUGGUAAUGAUUAUGGUAAAUACCAUGAAAAUGUCAUGCCUCUGAAACCAGCUUAUGCAACUCUUCAGUUCCCAACACCUCACUGGACAGCCGCCCCCGUAAAUUGGACAUCUAUAUCUCUAUAUGAAAAAACACAUGCUGUAGCUCAAAUUACUAUAACUCCGACAUCAAAUCCUAACCCUGUUUACACAAUACCUUUUGGAGAUUGGUCAGACUUCUUUCCAUCAACGGCCCAGUUUACUUAUUUAAGUGCCACUGACAGUCCAACUACCACUGCAACAACAUCUACCUCGAGCAACAGUCAUGCUUCUGCUGUGAAUACUACUAACAGAUCAACCUCCACUGCAACAACAACUACUUCAACCAACACUCAUGGUUCUGCUAUUGAUGCUACUCACAGAUCAACUAUCAUUUCUAAAAAAUCUACUUCAAUCAGUCAUAGUUCUGCUAUGGAUGCUACUGACAAGUCAAUUGCCACUGCAACAACAUCUACCUCAAGCAACAGUCGUAGUUCUAGUAUCAAUGCUACUGACAAAUCAAUUGUCACUUCUAAAAAAUCUACUUCAAUCAGUCAUAGUUCUGCUAUGGAUGCUACUGACAAAUCAACCAUUUCUGAGAAGUCUACCUCUAGCAAUAGUCAUGGUUCUAUUAUGAAUACUACUGACAGAUCAACUGUCACUUCUAAAAAAUCUACCUCAAGCAACAGUCAUAAUUCUGCUAUGGAUGCUACUGGUAAGUCAACCAUCACCUCUAACAAAUCUACCUCAAGCAACAAUCAUAGUUCUGUCGUUGAUGCUACUGACAGAUCAACCACCACUGCAACAACAUCUACUCCAAUCAGUCGUGGUUCUGCUAUUGAUGCUACUAAUAAAUCUACCACCACUUCUAACAAAUCUAACUCGAGCAACAUUCAUGCUUCUGCUAUGAAUACUACUAACAGAUCAACCACUACUUCUAAAAAAUCUACCUCAAUCAGUCAUGAUUCUGCUAUUGAUGCUACUGACAGAUCGACCACCACUUCUAACAAAUCUACCUCAAACAGUCAUAGUUCUACUAUGGAUGCUACUCACAGAUCAACCAUCACUGCAACAAUAUCUACUUCAAGCAACAGUCAUAGUUCUAUUAUAAAUACUACUGACAGAUCAACUACCACUGCAACAAUAUCUACUUCAAACAGUAAUGGUUCUACUAUGGAUGCUACUCACAGAUCAACCAUCACUUCUAAGAAAUCUACUUCAAGCAACAAUCGUAGUUCUACUAUGGAUGCUAUUAACAGAUUAACCAUCACUGCAACAACAACUACCCCAAGCAACAGUAAUGGUUCUGCUGUUGAUGCUACUAGCAGAUCAACCAUCACCUCUAAUAAAUCUACCUUGAGCAAGAGUAAUGGUUCUACUAUGAAUACUACUGACAGAUCAAUCACCACUUCUAAGAAAUCUACCUCAAGCAACAGUCAUGGUUCUGGUAUCAAUGCCACCAACAAGUCAACUGCCACUUCUAAGAAAUCUGCCUCAAACAGUCAUAGUUCUACUAUGGAUGCUACUGACAAGUCAAUUGCCACUGCAACAACAUCUACCUCAAGCAACAGUCGUAGUUCUAGUAUCAAUGCUACUGACAAAUCAACUGUCACUUCUAAAAAAUCUACCUCAAACAGUCAUAGUUCUACUAUGAAUACUACUGACAGAUCAACCACCACUUCUAACAAAUCUACCUCAAUCAGUCAUAGUUCUGCUAUGAAUACCACUGACAGAUCAACCAUCACUUCCAAGAAAUCUACUUUAAGUAACAGUAAUGGUUCUGCUAUGGAUGUUACUGACAGAUCAACCAUCACUUCUACCUCAAUCAGUCAUAGUUCUACUAUGAAUACUACUGACAGAUCAACCAUCACUUCCAAGAAAUCUACUUUAAGUAACAGUAAUGGUUCUGCUAUGGAUGUUACUGACAGAUCAACCAUCACUUCUACCUCAAUCAGUCAUAGUUCUACUAUGAAUACUACUGACAGAUCAACCAUCACUUCUAAAAAAUCUACCUCAAGCAACAGUCAUAAUUCUGCCAUUGAUGCUACUGACAGAUCAACCUCCACUUCUAACAAAUCUACUUCAAGCAAAAGUAAUGGUUCUAAUAUCAAUGCUACUAAUAGAUCUACCACUACUUCUAAGAAAUCUGUCUCAAUCAGUUAUGGUUCUGCUAUUGAUGCUACUAACAGAUCAACCACUACUUCUAAGAAAUCUACCUCAAUCAGUCAUAGUUCUACUAUGAAUACUACUGACAGGUCAACCAUCACUUCUAAAAAAUCUACCUCAAGCAACAGUCAUAAUUCUGCCAUUGAUGCUACUGACAGAUCAACCUCCACUUCUAACAAAUCUACUUCAAGCAAAAGUAAUGGUUCUAAUAUCAAUGCUACUAAUAGAUCUACCACUACUUCUAAGAAAUCUGUCUCAAUCAGUCAUAAUUCUGCUAUUGAUGCUACUAACAGAUCAACCACUACUUCUAAGAAAUCUACCUCAAUCAGUUAUGGUUCUACUAUUGAUGCUACUGACAGAUCAACCACCACUUCUAACAAAUCUACCUCAAUCAGUCAUAGUUCUGCUAUGGAUGUUACUGACAGAUCAACCAUCACUUCUACCUCAAUCAGUCAUAGUUCUACUAUGAAUACUACUGACAGAUCCACUGCUACUUCUGACAAAUCUACCUCAAUCAGUCGUGGUUCUACUAUGGAUGCCACUGACAGAUCAGCUACUACUGCAACAACAUCUACCCCAAGCAACAGUAAUGGUUCUGCUAUUGAUGCUACUGACAGAUCAACUGCCACUUCUAAGAUCUCUACUUCAAGCAACAGUAAUGGUUCUUCUAUAAAUACUACUGGCAAGUCAACCUCCACUUCUAACAAAUCUACCUCGAGUAACAGUCAUGGUUCUACUAUCGAUGCUACUAACAGAUCAGCUACUACUUCUACCAAAUCUACCUCAAUCAGUCAUAGUUCUGCUAUGGAUGCCACUGACAGAUCAGCUACUACUGCAACAACAUCUACCCCAAGCAACAGUAAUGGUUCUGCUAUUAGUGUCAAUGGUAAUGCACAUGCUACUGGUGAAGCUGCAUCCGCUAAAACAAAUGUUGCUCACUCCGUCACAACCGCUACUGUUAAGAGCACACACAUGGUAGAUGUCACUGAAUGUCCAGUUUGCUCACUAUCCACCGCUACCACUUCAUUUUCUUCCCAAAACAGUCAAACUGUCCUACAUAGUGAACCAGUGUUGAGAGUUAGUACAGUUUAUACUACAGAUGAUGUUGUUAUCACUACAUACACUCCUUCAUGUCCAGAAAGUGCUAACACAGGUUCUGUUACAGCUUCUGCUGCUACUGCUACUGCACCUUCAGACGUAAGCAUAGAAUCUGCCCAUUCCAAUGUUGUUCCAUCUGUAGGUGUUGCUACUUCUUCUUCUAAUUCUGCGGAAAGUGUUACAGUUGCAAAAUAUGAAGGUUUGGCAGCUAGUUUGACCUCAGAUGUUCUAUUCAGCGCUAUUUUAAUGGCUCUUAUUCAUUUGAUCUAA
Molecule: messenger RNA, 4215 nt
Organism: Arxiozyma heterogenica
Lineage: Eukaryota; Fungi; Ascomycota; Saccharomycetes; Saccharomycetales; Saccharomycetaceae
Exons: 1
Coding region: 1-4215 (1404 amino acids)
Cellular component (GO): extracellular region
Source: RefSeq, a predicted model, not a curated record